GCCGGAUGCGAGUUUCACUUUGAUAUCUUACCUUACGUGUUUAUUGGACUAUAAUUACAUUCCCAUAAAUUAAACUUUCUCUUAUAUAAGAUCACAAAUGACAUAAUCAUCACAUUUCAUACCAACAUUUUUUCUUUGAUUUUUGUGUUAUAAAUUGAAUAAUCAGAUUCAACAAUCACAAUAACAAAAAAUGGCACAAGUAAAGAACAAGCAAGUGCUUCUGAAACACUAUGUGUCUGGUUUUCCUAAAGAAUCAGACCUCAACAUUGUUGAUAGUACUAUAAAUCUUAAGCUUCCAGAAGGUUCCAAUGAUACUGUAUUGGUUAAAAAUCUUUACUUGUCUUGUGAUCCUUACAUGAGGACUCUUAUGAGUGACCCAAAAGCUUCUAUCAAUCCACGUGCCUAUGUUCCUCAAUCUCCGUUAACUGGUUAUGGUGUGUCUAAAGUUGUGGAAUCUGGACACAAAGAUUAUAAGGAAGGUGAUAUAGUGUGGGGGAUAACUAAUUGGGAAGAGUACAGCUUGAUCCCUGCGGCACAAAUACAUUUCAAAAUUGAGCAUACUGAUGUUCCUCUUUCCUACUAUACUGGAAUUCUAGGUAUGCCAGGAAUGACUGCUUAUGCUGGUUUCUUUGAAGUAGGCGCUACCAAGAAAGGAGAGAAUGUUUUUGUUUCAGCUGCCUCUGGUGCAGUUGGUCAACUUGUUGGCCAAUUCGCUAAAUUGCAUGGUUGCUACGUCGUUGGAAGUGCUGGAAGUAAAGAGAAGGUGGAUCUGUUGAAGAAUAAAUUUGGAUACGAUGAAGCCAUUAACUACAAAGAAGAGCAAGACCUCAAUGCAACAUUGAAAAGGCACUUUCCAGAAGGCAUUGAUGUUUACUUUGAGAACGUCGGUGGCAAGACACUUGAUGCCGUACUCUUGAACAUGAGAUUACAAGGUCGCAUACCUGUGUGUGGAAUGAUCUCACAGUACAAUCUUACUCAACCUGAAGGUGUGACAAAUUUGGCACAUAUCGUAUAUAAGCGGGUCCGUUUGCAAGGUUUUAUUGUAGCUGAUUACUAUCAUCUAUACGGAAAAUUCUUGGAGUUUGUCCUGCCUCAUAUCAGAGAAGGGAAGGUUGUGUAUGUAGAAGACAUAGCUGAGGGUCUUGAGAAAGGCCCUGAAGCCUUGGUUGGCAUAUUUAGUGGCAAAAAUGUUGGCAAACAAGUGCUUGUUGUUGCUCGUGAAUGAAUGCCGAUGCUUUCAUUUGAUUGUGUAUUGAAUAACAAGCCCUCUUUGUAUGGCCUUCUGUAUUAAUCUUUCUUCACUAUAGUCUUGAUUGUAAUUGCUUAUUUCAGUGACAUCUAAGGAUAAAUAAAAUCUCUUUUAUAUGCUUCUUCA
Messenger RNA from Medicago truncatula (barrel medic), 1375 nucleotides. Its product is annotated as NADPH-dependent oxidoreductase 2-alkenal reductase. The coding region runs from base 191 to 1225 and encodes 344 amino acids. The record is from RefSeq and is a predicted model, not a curated record. NCBI's taxonomy places the organism in Eukaryota, Viridiplantae, Streptophyta, Magnoliopsida, Fabales, Fabaceae. Gene Ontology annotation, molecular function: 2-alkenal reductase [NAD(P)H] activity. The transcript has 5 exons.